Messenger RNA from Cydia strobilella, 1203 nucleotides. RefSeq lists its product as uncharacterized. The transcript is spliced from 4 exons. The coding region runs from base 1 to 1203 and encodes 400 amino acids. Gene Ontology annotation, biological process: sensory perception of smell; detection of chemical stimulus involved in sensory perception of smell. Gene Ontology annotation, molecular function: olfactory receptor activity; odorant binding. Gene Ontology annotation, cellular component: plasma membrane. Lineage: Eukaryota; Metazoa; Arthropoda; Insecta; Lepidoptera; Tortricidae. The record is from RefSeq and is a predicted model, not a curated record.
AUGUUGGAAGAGCUGCGGCAGUUCGGGUUGGACCGCCAUGACUUUCCGACGCUUUUGGGGAAUGUAUCCACGCUGCUGCGUAUGUUGACGCUGAACAUCGACAGCCGGAAUACCAAACGAAUAUCAUUUAUCUUCUACUUGUUGAUGCUGGUAUCUCUAUCCUGCAACUUCUACGCGUUCAUAAUAUCUGUUAUCUGGUAUGUCUUCUUUCGGGACGUAGAAGAAGAACUGUUGCAGAAAAUCAUAGCAUUCGCUCAAAUGGUUACCAGUACGGGGUCCGUCACCAACUUUUUGCACAUGUAUUUGAAUAAAAAUAAACUAAAAAGAAUUGUAGAUGCGUAUAUUCUCUGCGACUCUAACGUUGAGCCCUACAGCAGGAUGUCCAGAAAUAUCGAAGUGACCUUGAAGUCAGUCAAAAAAAGGGCAAUAAUUUUUUUUAUCUUCGUCGUGAGCCAAAUUGGAGUUUACCUUACGAUUCGACCCCUAGUUGUUGACAGAAGUUCUAUGAAAGAUUAUUCAAUUUUGUGGGGUCUUGAUCCAAUGGUCGAAACACCUAACUUCGAAAUUUCAGUUUUUGUUAUAACGAUGACCGUGCCGGUAAUUGUAUUUGCACCCGUCAACAUUAUAAUCCUUCUCAUAGUCAUCGCCGGCUACUCCGAAGCUCACAUGUUAGCCCUCAGCGAGGAGCUGCUGUAUCUAUGGGAAGACGCAGUAAUCGACUAUCAGAUGCAGCCCUCAAAAAUGGAAUUAAAUAACAUUAUCUCCAUCGACGAGUUUGUAAAACGACGUUUAGAAAACAUAAUUAAAUCUCACGCGCAAAGUAUACAAAUGUUCCAGAUGGUUGACUACGUGUUUAGAAAUGGAAUUGCUAUUCAAUUCAUAUUCUUUUCUAUAUCUCUCGUAGCUUGUCUGUUGGGAGGCUUAAAUAACACAUAUGCGCAAAUCCCUUUUAUUUUAAUGCUGGUAGGCAUGAACUGUAUCACGGGUCAAAAUCUGUUGGACGCAAGCUGCACUUUCGAAGCUGCUGUUUAUCGUUGCAAAUGGGAAAAGUUUGACAGUAGUAACAGGAAAUCAGUGCUGUUGAUGCUGCGAAGCGCGCAGAAAAAUAUGAUGUUGUCAGCGAGGGGAGUGGCUUUCUUGACCUACGCGAGUUUUACUUACAUUAUCAAGGGUAUCUACUCCAUGUAUGCUGCGUUUCAGUAA